Geosmithia morbida is the source of this 447-nucleotide messenger RNA. RefSeq lists its product as uncharacterized. The transcript has a single exon. The record is from RefSeq and is a predicted model, not a curated record. Lineage: Eukaryota; Fungi; Ascomycota; Sordariomycetes; Hypocreales; Bionectriaceae. Bases 1 to 447 code for a protein of 148 amino acids.
AUGUCCAUGAUGAUAUGCCCAACAAUCUACAUCUUCCGCGGCGACCCCGACGUAUACUACAAGCGCCACUGCAUCAUCUGCUUCACCUCGCCGGACGACGACACGCUGAACGAGAGCAUCCACGUGCAGCGGGACGGCGAGGACGAUCCCUGGGUCCUCCACCGGAGCCACGAGGACAUGGACUGGAUCACGAACGACGGCUAUAUCGGGCACGUCAACGUCGGGGCCAUAACGGUGCGGGGAGGGGCCGACGAGGCCCAGCUCGUGGCCGACAUCGUGGCCGGCACGCCGCUACAUGGGCCGACGCACGAGAGGGAGUGGAACUGCCAGUCCUUCCUGCUCGAGGGCCUGAAGACGCUGGCCGACGAGGGGUUCCAGACCCAGGCGUGGUAUGAGGAUACUAUGGAGGAGUUUAUGGAUAGGUUGAUUGAAGGGGCUGUGCCUUGA